UGCCUUCCUAGCCAAACCCCAGUUUCCAUGACCUUCUGUAGCCUUGGAUACCUUAUGGUGCUUGGACACUUCUCUUACUGUUUUGCUUUUGCUUGAUCCCCCUGUUCUGCUUUGUGAUUUCCCUGAUCUUCCUCUCUGGCUUGUAUAUGUAUGAGAUUUUUUUUCCUCUCUCUCUCCCUGCUUGUCAGAAAUUUCUUUUCCACUGUGUGGGCAGGAGUCAGAUUUUUACCAUCUCAGUUUUCAUCCCCCCUCCCUGCAGUCUUUCCUUCUGCCCCUUCCCACCUCUCUUCUUCUGCCUUUCUCUCCAUCCUCAAUCCUUUUACCCGUUCAGUACUUAUUUCCCUCCACCUUUUCCUCAUUCCCUCCCUUCUCUCCUCCCUCUUUCAGUCUUCUUUUCUCUUCCACAUAGAAAUAAUGCCUCUUUAAUGCUACCAGAGUCCAGAUCCUGGAGCCAUGCGUGUGAUCCAAGGUAAGUGCUUCUUUUAACUUUGCCUAUGUUUGCAAGGAUGACUGUCUGGGGGUAGAUUGCCAGCUUCUUAAAAGUAGACAAUGUCACUUUAAUUUUUUUAAAAUAUUAUUUUGGGCGUCAUAUGUCUACACCUUGUAAAAGGAAUCCUAGACGGAGCUGAUCUCAGUGCAAUGCUGCUACCUGUUGGGGAGAAAUGGAUGGCUUCAGGGAUCCCCAGUCUGUUUCCCAGUGGUUACUAUUUGCUUCCUAUUAUAUAUAUAAACACACACAUUGUCAUCUCAACUGAAUGUUACCUUCCCUUAAAUGGCUUUUCUUUUUAGCAUUUCUUUUAUGGAAAUGCUGAGAACUCUGGACAGCUACAUAGAUGCUUUUUUCUAAUCUGGAGAAUGGUCAGCAGAUUUAAGAGCAACCUUGUCAGAGAGUGAUGUCCUGCAGGUGUUUCCAUGAUGCUCAGCCUCAGCACCUGUUCCAUCAGCACUCACAUGCUCUCUGAGGUAGGUUUCCCUGUGGAUGGAGCCCCUGAACUGGAAAAUGACCCCCAGAGAUGUGUGCUGGCCCUGCCAGAAGAAGAGGCAUGGCGGAAGCACCGGCUUGGACCGAUGCAGUCUACUCAGUCUUGCAACUUGCUUGACCCAGAGACCUUGAGUGAUGCCCUUGUCUCACGGACUGCCAGCUUUGAUGCCCUCUAUGAGCUGCGUUCACAGGACAUGGAAUCCAGUUUGGGCUUGGAUGGCAGCAGCACAUUUGACGUCGGGCAGAGCCAGCUUCUCCCUGUGAGCCCUGAAGUCAUCAAGCGCCGGCGAGGGGGCCUGAUUGAACAGCGGGAUAUUGUUAAAGCGCAUGAAGCUCAUAAGAUACAGAGCACACCACAAGCAAGACGGAAGGAGUGGGAAAUGGCUCGUUUUGGUGAGGCGAUGGCUGGCAGGGUGGGAUCCGGUGAUGGAGCCACCGAACAGAACAGGAACCGUCAGGGAGCCCCUGCACCCCCAGGAGGAACCCCGGUACAAGCGUACAAGCAAACCAAAGCCCAACGGGCCAGGACGAUGGCACUGUACAACCCCAUACCUGUCCGACAGAACUGCUUCACAGUCAACAGAUCUCUCUUCAUCUUUGGGGAAGACAAUAUUGUCAGGAAAUACGCCAAGAAGCUUAUCGACUGGCCUCCCUUUGAAUACAUGAUUCUGGCAACCAUCAUUGCGAACUGCAUCGUUCUGGCCCUGGAACAGCAUCUCCCCGAGGAUGAUAAGACACCUAUGUCUCGGCGAUUAGAGAAGACAGAACCUUAUUUCAUUGGGAUCUUUUGCUUUGAAGCUGGCAUUAAAAUUGUGGCUUUGGGAUUUGUUUUCCAUAAGGGCUCCUACCUGCGGAAUGGAUGGAAUGUAAUGGAUUUCAUCGUCGUUCUGAGCGGAAUUCUUGCUACAGCAGGGACACAUUUCAACACCCAUGUGGACCUACGGACUCUGCGGGCAGUGAGGGUUCUCAGACCCUUGAAGCUCGUCUCAGGCAUUCCUAGUUUGCAGAUUGUACUCAAAUCCAUCAUGAAGGCAAUGGUGCCUCUUCUCCAGAUAGGCCUGCUCCUUUUCUUCGCUAUUCUGAUGUUUGCCAUCAUUGGCCUGGAAUUCUAUAGUGGGAAGCUGCACCGGGCCUGUUAUGUGAACAAUUCAGGUGAAUUACAAGAGCUGGACCCACCUCAUCCUUGUGGGGUGCAAGGAUGCCCUGCAGGUUACGAGUGCAGAGACUGGAUUGGUCCCAACGAUGGGAUCACUCAGUUUGACAACAUUCUCUUUGCUGUGUUGACUGUCUUCCAGUGCAUUACCAUGGAAGGAUGGACUACAGUGCUAUACAAUACCAAUGAUGCCUUAGGAGCCACCUGGAACUGGCUGUACUUCAUCCCACUCAUCAUCAUUGGAUCAUUCUUUGUUCUCAACCUUGUCCUGGGAGUGCUUUCUGGGGAAUUUGCCAAAGAAAGAGAGCGAGUGGAAAAUCGUCGGGCUUUCAUGAAACUGAGGAGACAGCAGCAGAUUGAGCGGGAACUGAAUGGCUACCGAGCAUGGAUAGAUAAAGCAGAAGAAGUAAUGCUGGCUGAAGAGAACAAAAAUUCUGGCACAUCAGCUUUAGAAGUUCUCAGGAGAGCAACCAUUAAAAGAAACCGGACAGAAGUCAUGAAUCGUGACUCCAGUGAUGAGCGUGUGGAUAUCUCCUCAGUGGGUACCCCACUUGCCCGGGCCAGCAUCAAGAGUGCUAAAUUGGAUGGAGCGAAUUACUUCCGACACAAGGAACGCCUCCUGCGCAUCUCCGUCCGUCACAUGGUGAAAUCCCAGGUGUUCUAUUGGCUCGUCUUGAGUAUAGUGGCCCUCAACACUGCCUGCGUGGCCAUUGUCCAUCACAACCAACCUCCAUGGCUCACACAUCUCCUCUACUAUGCAGAAUUUAUUUUUCUGGGGCUCUUCCUCCUAGAGAUGUCCUUGAAGAUGUAUGGAAUGGGUCCACGUCUUUACUUCCAUUCUUCCUUCAACUGCUUUGACUGUGGGGUCACCGUGGGGAGCAUCUUUGAAGUAGUUUGGGCCAUCUUCAGACCUGGCACUUCUUUUGGGAUUAGUGUUAUGCGAGCCUUGAGACUUCUGAGGAUAUUCAAAGUAACAAAGUAUUGGGCUUCCUUGAGGAAUUUGGUGGUCUCACUGAUGAGUUCUAUGAAGUCUAUUAUCAGCCUCCUCUUCCUCCUUUUCCUCUUCAUUGUAGUCUUUGCCCUGCUUGGGAUGCAGCUGUUUGGUGGAAGAUUUAAUUUUAUGGAUGGAACUCCUUCUGCAAACUUUGAUACCUUCCCUGCAGCCAUCAUGACUGUUUUCCAGAUCUUGACAGGUGAAGACUGGAAUGAAGUGAUGUACAAUGGGAUCCGCUCCCAAGGUGGUGUCAGCUCAGGAAUGUGGUCAUCCAUCUAUUUCAUUGUACUCACUCUGUUUGGAAACUAUACUCUGCUUAAUGUCUUCUUGGCCAUUGCUGUGGACAACUUAGCCAAUGCACAGGAGCUGACAAAGGAUGAGCAGGAAGAAGAAGAAGCAUUUAAUCAAAAGCACGCACUGCAGAAAGCCAAGGAAGUCAGUCCUAUGUCUGCUCCCAACAUGCCUGCUAUAGAAAGAGACAGAAGGAGGAGACACCACAUGUCGAUGUGGGAACCACGCAGCAGCAAUCUGAGGGAGAGGAGAAGGCGGCAUCACAUGUCUGUCUGGGAACAGCGGACCAGCCAGCUCCGCCGACACAUGCAGAUGUCCAGCCAAGAGGGCAUCAACAAUGAGGAUCCUCCUUUGCUCAAUCCUCAUGCCAGUAUUUUUCGGAGGAGGAAGCUACUGGAAAAUUCUGGCCCUGAAAAGAAUGAGGAGGGUCAAGGGGACAGGUCAGAGCGGGCAAACGGAGAAGGCCAGGACCAACAGAUUCCUGGUUCCAAUCCCUGCCCAAGCAUUCAGGAAAACCAGAAGAGCCCAUCUUCUCGACCCAAAAAGGAAUGGGAAGAAUGGCAUCACAAAUCAUUUCAUGGUAACUGUGACCUGAUUGAACCAGAAGGUGGAGGAAGUGGGGGCUUUGAGGAGCGAGCCCGCCUUCGACAAAGUCAGAGGCGCAGUCGGCAUCGUAGGGUGAGAACAGAGGCAAAGGAGCAUAGGGCAGCCAGCCAGGAGAUGGCCCCAGAAGAAGCUGUUCCAGCAGAGGGAGAGCAGAAUGUGGAGCAGAAGAAAAAUGAAGAAGAAAAGGAGGCCUUGAUUGAAAAGGACCAGGGGACUGGUGAGGAGCAGAAAAUAACCAAUGAAGUCUCAGUAAAUGAUGCUGCCUUUCAUGUGGCCACCCAUGAAACUAGCCCCUCCGAAGGCCAUCUUGAUUUGAACCAAAGCAAGGAUGUCAGUCCAGUAGAGCAAGAUGGUAAUAGCCCAGACACAAGUGAGCAAGCACUAUUGGGUGACCUGCCAAUGGAGUCAGGCCGGACUAUCAGCAGAAGUGAACCAGAUCUCUCCUCCAUCACAACCAAUGUGGAGAAAGCUACCGAGAGCGCUACCAUCAUGAUUGAUGUUCAAGACUCUGCUGUGGUACAGAUUAGCAACAAGACAGAUGGAGAGGCCAGCCCUCUGAAGGAACCGGAGACAAAGGAGGAAGAGGAGGUAGAAGUAGAAAAGAAGAAACCAAAAAAGAAGAAAUCUGCGACAGGAAAACCAAUGGUGCCACACAGCUCCAUGUUCAUAUUCAGCACCACAAACCCAAUCCGAAGGGCCUGCCAUUACAUUGUCAACCUGCGUUAUUUUGAGAUGUGCAUUCUUCUGGUGAUUGCAGCGAGCAGCAUUGCUUUGGCAGCAGAGGACCCCGUCUUGACCAACUCAGAGAGGAAUAAAGUCCUGAGGUAUUUUGACUAUGUUUUCACCGGUGUGUUUACCUUUGAGAUGGUUAUCAAGAUGAUAGAUCAGGGAUUGAUCCUACAAGACGGCUCCUAUUUCCGAGAUCUCUGGAACAUCUUGGAUUUCAUUGUGGUUGUCGGAGCACUGAUGGCUUUUGCUUUGGCGACCAACAAGGGUCGGGACAUUAAAACUAUCAAGUCUCUUCGUGUUCUGCGAGUCUUGAGACCAUUGAAGACCAUCAAGAGGUUGCCAAAACUCAAGGCAGUCUUUGAUUGCGUUGUAACAUCACUGAAGAAUGUCUUCAACAUACUAAUUGUCUACAAGCUCUUCAUGUUCAUCUUUGCCGUCAUUGCAGUCCAGCUCUUCAAGGGAAAAUUCUUCUACUGUACAGACAGCUCAAAAGAUACACAGAAAGAUUGCAUAGGCAACUACGUGGACCAUGAGAAAAAUCUGAUGGAAGUGAAAUGCCGUCAAUGGAAGCGCCAUGAAUUCCACUACGAUAAUAUCAUCUGGGCUUUGCUCACCCUCUUCACUGUCUCCACUGGAGAAGGAUGGCCACAGGUUUUGCAGCAUUCAGUGGAUGUGACCGAGGAAGACCGUGGCCCCAGCCGCAGCAACCGCAUGGAAAUGUCCAUUUUUUAUGUAGUGUAUUUUGUAGUUUUUCCUUUUUUCUUCGUUAACAUCUUUGUGGCUCUCAUCAUCAUCACUUUCCAGGAGCAAGGAGACAAAAUGAUGGAGGAAUGCAGUCUUGAAAAAAAUGAGAGAGCGUGCAUUGACUUUGCUAUUAGUGCUAAACCCCUCACCCGCUAUAUGCCUCAAAAUCGCCACACUUUUCAAUACCGGGUCUGGCAUUUUGUAGUCUCUCCAUCAUUUGAAUAUACCAUCAUGGCUAUGAUAGCACUAAAUACUAUAGUUCUAAUGAUGAAGUACUAUUCUGCUCCCUACACCUAUGAACUGGCUUUGAAGUAUCUGAACAUUGCUUUUACCAUGGUUUUCUCACUAGAAUGUGUCCUGAAAAUUAUCGCCUUUGGCUUUCUGAAUUAUUUCCGUGACACCUGGAACAUCUUUGAUUUCAUUACUGUAAUUGGUAGUAUUACAGAGAUUAUCUUGACGGAUAGCAAGCUGGUAAAUACAAGCAGCUUCAACAUGAGCUUUCUAAAAUUGUUCCGAGCUGCCCGUCUCAUCAAACUACUUCGCCAGGGUUACACCAUCCGAAUUUUGCUGUGGACUUUUGUACAGUCGUUCAAGGCCCUUCCUUAUGUCUGUCUCCUGAUUGCGAUGCUCUUCUUCAUUUAUGCAAUCAUUGGCAUGCAGGUUUUUGGGAAUAUCAAAUUAGAUGAAGAAAGUCACAUAAACCGUCACAACAACUUUCGCAGCUUCCUAGGUUCUCUCAUGCUUCUCUUCAGGAGUGCUACAGGGGAGGCAUGGCAGGAGAUCAUGCUUUCAUGCCUAGGAGGUAAAGGAUGUGAGUCAGACACCACAGCAACAUCUGGACAAAAUGGGAGUGAGCAGUGUGGCACAGAUCUGGCAUAUGUUUACUUUGUCUCCUUCAUCUUCUUCUGCUCUUUUUUGAUGCUCAAUCUCUUUGUGGCUGUCAUCAUGGACAAUUUUGAAUACCUGACUCGAGAUUCCUCCAUCUUAGGACCACACCACCUUGAUGAAUUUGUACGGAUCUGGGCAGAGUAUGACAGGGCUGCAUGUGGCCGCAUCCAUUACACUGAGAUGUAUGAAAUGCUGACUCUCAUGUCCCCACCACUAGGCCUCGGCAAGAGAUGUCCCUCCAAAGUUGCUUAUAAGAGACUGGUCCUGAUGAAUAUGCCUGUGGCCGAGGACAACACAGUCCAUUUCACUUCCACUUUGAUGGCCUUGAUUCGAACAGCUCUGGAUAUUAAGAUUGCAAAAGGCGGAGCAGAAUGGCAGCAGCUAGACUCAGAGCUCCAGAAGGAGAUUCUGACCAUCUGGCCUCACCUUUCACAGAAGCAGCUAGAUGUAUUGGUACCCAUGCCAAAAACUACAGACUUGACAGUUGGGAAAAUCUACGCAGCCAUGAUGAUCAUGGACUAUUAUAAGCAGAGUAAAGCUAAGAAACAAAGGCAGCAGCUGGAAGAACAGAAAAAUGCCCCAAUGUUCCAGCGCAUGGAACCUUCCUCUCUUCCUCAGGAGAUAAUUUCUAAUGCCAAAGCUUUACCUUACCUCCAGCAAGAAACCUUUUCAGGACUGAGCAGCCGGAGUGGGUUCCCCUCCUUGAGUCCCCUCUCUCCCCAAGAGAUAUUCCAGUUGGCUUGCAUGGACCCAACCCAUGGGGAAUACCAGGAACAGCAAUCUCUGGAGCCAGAGGUUAGAGAGUUUAAAAGAGUACAGCCCUCUAACUGUGGCAGCUACCUCCCGGUGGAUACUCAGGAACGAGCGGUAUCUGGGAGGGCUUCUUCCAUGCCACGUCUGACUGUGGAUCCCCAGGUGGUUACAGAUCCAGGCUCCAUGAGACGUUCAUUUUCUACUAUCCGAGACAAACGGACUAAUACCUCCUGGUUAGAUGAAUUCUCCAUGGAAAAAAGCAGUGAAAACACCUAUAAGUCCCGCCGUCGCAGUUACCACUCUGCACUGUACCUAUCUUCACGGCGCCUCAACACAGAUUCAGGCCAUCGAUCUGACACACAUCGGUCAGGUGGCAGAGAACGAGGCCGAUCCAAGGAACGGAAGCACCUCCUCUCUCCAGACAUUUCCCGUUGCAACUCAGAGGAAAGGAGUCCACAAGCAGAUGGUGAUUCUCCAGAGCGACGGCAAUCUAGAUCUCCCAGUGAAGGCAGAUCACAGACUCCCAACAGACAGGGCACAGGUUCCUUGAGUGAAAGUUCAAUCCCAUCCAUAUCUGAUACCAGCACACCCAGGCGGAGCCGCCGCCAGCUCCCUCCAGUGCCGCCAAAGCCCCGCCCCCUCAUCUCCUAUGCUGCAAUGAUGCAACAUUGUGGUGACACCUCCCCGAAUCCUGAUGACAGCGAGGGUGGCUCCCCUCUGCUUUCUGGCACUCUGGAGACAAACAACCCUUGCUUGACUGAGUCUUCCAGUUCCCCGACAGGAAAGCAGAGCCUUCUUUCUACCCCUCAGCACUACAUCUCAGAGCCUUACCUGAUGCUUCAGGAUGACUCCCAUGCUUCAGACUGUGGUGAGGAGGAGACGCUCACCUUUGAGGCUGCUGUGGCCACCAGCCUUGGCCGCUCCAACACAAUUGCAUCAGGCCCUCGCUCAAGGCACAGCUGGCAGAUGCCCAACGGGCACUACCGAAGAAGGAGGAGAGGGGCAUCAUCACAGGGGGUGAUGUUUGGGGCUGGUAUUGAUGUACUUAGUGAUACGGAGGAAGAUGACAAGUGCUAGAGGCUGCCUCCCCUUCUUCCUGCUCUCCUCUAACGCAUGCCGUUUGCCACAUUUGAAAUGAAAUGAAUCAGAAGUCAAAUGCGGCAGAUACCAAGCCUUUGUGCAAAAAAGAAAAAGGGCGUAACCCAUUGGUUUUAUUUUUGUUCAUCUUCCUUUUUAACAAAUGCACAAAAAAGCAUUUUAUUCGCUCCUGUAUCCAUGGACCUAGCAAAAGUGUACCUAUUUGUUAAGUGGAAAUGAAACAUGGAACAGCAAACAUCACCCCAACAGUCACAUGGGUCUCCUUCCUGAAAAAGCCAGGAGCAUUUGUCCAAGGAAAGGCAGAAGAUGCUACAAAAGUGUAAUCAGAAACAUGCUGGGUACAAUGGGGCUUUUGAAAGUAUUACUUUGACCCCAGACACUUGCCUGCGCAAAAAAAGGAAGGAAGGAGUAGUCAAGUUGGUGCUUUGGGAGGUAUGUGACCUCUGGUCAUCUCUCCUACAGUUCAGCCAACAUGAGGAAUAGGAGUGAUCAGUUCCGAGGUCUUGCCCAGAGUAGAAGGCACAACACAAGGCUUUCCUACACAGUCUGUUGGCUUUAAUCUUCAAAAAAGCUAACCAUGCUUGUGAUGAAACUGAAAGACUGUGAUGAGGGGAAGACAGGGUAAAGGCAGUAGAGGCUGUCCAUGGUAAUGGGAAGGAUUUACUUAGAAUGACACGAACCAUGGCCAGUCUGAUAAGGAUGGAACAAGAAAAGGGUCACUACCAUGCUAAUGUAUAUAACCCACCAUACUCAGACAUAUAUGUAUAUUCUGAGUUCAGAAUGUGUAGAAAGAGUGUGUGUGGAUGCAUAUAUAUAUGCUGCAUAUACAAACAUGCCCACAUGUAGAGAUUUAUUUUGAUAAGCCACUUUCUGUACUAAUAUCAGGACAGUCUGUUCUCUUACCCUCCAAGAUUGGGAGCCCCUUUUCCUAUGGGAAUUCUGCGGAGCUUCAGAAGUGAUGCACCCAUGACAUUCUGUAAAUGCUUGUCUGGGAUACCUCCUCCCCCCCCCCCCCCCCCCCAACAACAAAAAGCACAGAGAGAGAGAAACAUGGCACAAUCUAGAUGAGAUUAAAGGUUUCUAAAGAGGCAGGGUGCUUGAUUUUCCUUUCAAAAUAGUAUUUUUAUUCUACCUUGAUUAACAUUUCUAUGGGUUAGGGGAAGAGCAUGCUGGCAUUAUAUCAUGGAAUUUUGAUGACUCAGGAAUAAGGCAUCUAGAUGAUUAUUUUGCGAAUGUUUCUGGAUAUUGUCACUCACUGGUCUGAUUGCAAAAAUAGAGCUCUUCUUAAAUUCUUAACAAUGCUCCUUAAAAUCAGGGUCAUGAGCAAACUGCACAAAAGUAAAUGGAUAUACUUUCAGUUAACCAAAGUGCUGUAUGUGAGUGAGCGUGUGCACACAGUCAGUGUAGAGGACAGCAAAUUCACUCAUUUGGGAUGUGUGAGUGAAUCAUUUUUUACUCAUCGCUCUUGAAAUACUGAAUGCAGAUGGCAUUUUGAUGGCUUUUCUUCAUGUGGUAUUAGAAAAUGAAAUAGUAAUAAAUAUUUAUGAUGAUGAUGAUGAUGAUGAUGAUGCAGCAAAACAAGUGAUGUACUUGUAUCAGUUCUCCCAGUCUGAAUAGGUUUGAAGAAACACACCAGUAAACCUUUAGAGAACAAGAUAACACUCUGAAUAGCACAGAAUCCCAGAGCUGGUCUAGACAUAGUCAACAAAUGAAAUGUUGCUCAAGAACCCAGAGUAUAAAAUCAUUCCAGAACUGGUGACUUACACAUAAGGGGAAUGUGUGAGCUCCUAAGUCUUAUAGCUAGUUGUUUAUGAUGAAAAAUAGAAGCAGGGGUUUUUUUGAAACUAAGUUGUAAUACUCAAAGCAAAAGUAGUGCAAUGUUUUGUGCUAACAGAUCAUCAAGUAGUUACAUCAUCUAUCUAGCUGAAGCUUCCUUUGAAUAAUGAAUGCAGGGCGCCACUCUCUGACCCAGACCUAUUAUAGUAUAGGACCAUUUUGCUGUCUUCAGCCAUUCUGUCCACCACUCUGGAUUCAUGCUUUCCCCUAACCAUUGGGUUGCAUGGCAGCCACCUCCAGACAUCCCUUUCAUUUGUUAUGCAGUUUCCAAGGGACAGCAGUAAGAGUAGCGUUUACAAAGCAAAGAUCACAUGUGAUCUCCCGCAGUGAUUCAAAAGGAGCAGACUGGUCUGCGGAGACUUCCUUUUUUCAGAAUUACUCUUCUAUAGUGUUUAUAGUUCUCAAACACUAUUUAUUGGCAGAGGAACAUAGGUAGCUACUAUAUACCAGCACAAACCAUUAAUCCAUCUAGGUCGAAGUUAGCGGCUCUCCAGGAUUUUAGUUGAUGCCAUAGGCAAAACCUGUGGACUUCUGCAUGCACGCAAGCACCCUACCACUGAACUAUGGUGUUUCAUUAUACUAAGCACUUAUGUUUUGCCAGAAGAGAUAUAUCCAAGGCUUCUCCAAAACUUCUUCAGUUCUAAGAGAGUGCCAUGGAGGGGUUUAGAAAGAAUCAUAGAAUUGGAAGAGACCAUAUGAAUCCCAUUCUGCCAUGCAGGAAAACCUCAAAGUACCCCUGACAGAUGGCCAUCCAGUCUCUGUUUAAAAGCCUCCAGAGAAGGAACCUCCACCAAACUCCAAGGCAAAGAGUUCCACUGUUGAACAGCUCUUAUGGUCAGGAAGUUCUUCCUAAUGUUCAGGAAAAAUAUCUUUUCCUGUAAUUUGAACCCACUGCUCUGAAUCCUAGUUUUCAGGGCAGUAGAAAACAAGCCUGCUCCCUCUUCCUCGUGACAUCCUUUCAAAUAUUUUAACAUGGCUAUCAUAUCUUCUUUCAACCUUCUUUUCUAAACACACCCAGCUCUGUAAGUUGCUCUUUAUAGGGCAUGCUUUCCAGACCUUUGAUCAUUUUAGUCACCCUCCUCUGGACACGUUCCAACUUGUCAAUAUCUUUCUUGAAUUGUCCCCACAAUAUUCCAGGUGGGUCUGAUCAAAGCGGUACAAUGUUCUUGGUAUGGAGCUACUGUUUCUUUUUCUUCCCUGACAUCAUUUCCAGACUAUUGAAGAAAUUCGUAGGAGGGCUCCUGACUAGCUCUUUUAAUUUACGGCUUCAGCGUUGCCUCCCAACCAACACUCAUGUUCUGUUUCUACCCCACAAUUCUUCAUGACUGCUAUUCUUCCGUACUCACCCUACUCUUCUGAUGCCAUCUCUUGCAGUAGGCAACACCAGUGGUGGCAGUAUGGUGACUCUGAUCCAAGCCUUACUCCAAAGGUGCUGAAACCAGUCCCCAAAGUAUGCGGAGUGCAUUGCGUGGCUCCUUUAAAUUGUGAAAGAAAGCCCAGGGAUGGUUCAUGGUCUCAUAGACAUGGCAACUAGCUGGUUGGUUUCUACUUUUCCCCUUUUUCAGUGCUUCCCCAUCCCAACCCAUUUAGUAGUUUAGAUGAAUUAUUAUUCUUGUUGUUACUACUACUACUACUACUACUACUACUAUUACUAUUAAUUAAUUUAUUUCCCAUUUCUCCCUAUGGUAGGAAAAAUCAAACAGAAAAGUGCAUAUAAAACUAAUACUAUUACAUUUGGUGCAUAGUAUACAAAACUAAUACUAUUACAUCAACCAAUGUAAUAGUUAAAAUCAAUCAAUCCUUUAAAAUUCACAAUUUCAAAGUAAUCUGAAUAGAUUGGUCUUUAUUGCCGUAUUAAAAAUAGACAGUGUAUUCAGCUGACAAAUCUCUUCUCAGAGGUCAUUCUGUCAUCUGGGAUCAGCUGAAAAAAUAUCUUCAGUUUUUGCAGACUGAAGUAAAUGUUUCCCCACAGGACAGAUUAUAUGAGUAACCUGGACUCAAAUUGUACAGGGCUUUAAUGGUAAAAAAACAACACUUUGCACCUUGCCCAAAAAUCAAUUGACAGAUCUAAAUAUUAGCAUAAAAUAGUAACUCCUGGAUGAACCACUAACCAAUACUGGGGCACUACUACAAAAGGGCAGCAAUGUUUGUAUUUGGUUUUCUUCAUACUAGAUCUCCCCAUCCUAGACUAAUAACAUGGGCCACACAUUUCCAGCAAGUCCAGAUGCUUCUAUUUAUCUCUACAAUUCCUCUUGAAAUGAUAUCUUGUGAUGUCCUGUCACAAUUUUGACAGGGAUUUCCAGAAUUCCAUUGCCAGCUUCUAUGAACUGGAUUUGGAAAUCUAUGCUUGUAGAAGUUCUCCCAUUCUUUUCCUCCCUCCUGGCAUGUCUGCUCAUAUGAUAAAUCAGCAGAACAGACAUCUGGAUCAGCUUUUACUACCACAAUCACCCUUUUCCAUCUGCUUGAAUUCUUCCUCAUUGUCCUUUACAAGUACACACAGCUCAGACUUCAACCAUAAAUGGCAACCUCAUAAGCACGACAAAAUGCAUUCAAGGGGCUCAAGGUUAUUUUAACAUGAUGAGUCUCAGUUUUAUCCUUUUCAGAUAGGGAACUACGCAAUGCAGAGCUUAUAUCAAACAUUUAUUUAAUUACUGUGCAAGGUUAUACCACGCAAAAUCUCUUUACCUCAGUAUCUCCCACCCCAUCUAACAGUCCUUUAUAAAAGCCCACUGUAGUUUGUAUUUUGUGUUUCACAAAGCACUCAAGAUCAAGAGGCAGACCAUUUUUAAAAGAAAGUUAGAACAGGUACAGCAGAGAGGUUUUUACAAACCGCUUGCUUAAGCUGGAUCUACACUGCCCUGUAUCCCAGCAUUUGAUCCCAGAUUAUUUUAUCCCAGAUUAUCUGACAGUGUAGACUCAUACAAUCCAGUUCAAAGCAUCACUGCCCUAUAUCCCAGCAUCUGAUCCCAGAUUAUCUUAUCCCAGAUUAUCUGACAGUGUAGACUCAUAUAAUCCAGUUCAAAGCAUCAGAUCCUGGGAUAUAGGGCAGUGUAUUCACUUUUGUCCAUCCCAUUUUAAUUUAAACAGGUGGUGGUGAUUUGUAUUAGUUAUGUAUUUAAUUUAUUUUAUCCCACCUUUCUUCUAAUAUAGGGAGUCAAGGCCACUAACUACAAACAAAACACAGCAAAUACAUUACAAUAUGAACCCUUUGUGUCAUGAAAUAUAGAAGUACUAAAAUACAUUUAAAACUUCGCUUAAAAGCUACACAGCCCCCCCUCCAAAAUCCCAUUGCACCAUCCCCAGUAGCCUGCCUCCCAUUACUCCCUAAAUACUUGAUGUUGGAGGUACAUUUUCCACUGCCUGUGAAAGGCAAGCAGGGAUGGGGCCAUCCUUGUCUCUCUUAGAAGAAAGUUCCAGAGCCUGGGAGAAGCCACCAAAAAGGCCUUUUCCCUUGUUUCCAUCAAACUUACUACAAGGAGUCCUAAGUCAGAGAGAAGGCUCUCUCCAGAAGAUUGUAGAGUUCUCACAGGUCUGGAGAGGGAGAUAUGGGACCUCAUUACAUUGAGGUCAGUAAGCCAAGCAAUAGUGGGAGGAUUCGCCAUGGAUUGUGGCAAAUCCAGCAUAGGGAACCUGUACCCCCACAUUGUCCCUUACCUCACUCCAUGGGGGGAAGCGUUACUGCCUGGCUUCCCUCCGUUCUUCGCUGUGAGAACACGGGAAGCCUUCCGUGUUCUCACUGCUCUCUCUUACAACAGUUUCACCACAGUUCAGGGACAAAUCUCAGCCAGAAGUAGAUGUAUGUCAUAUGAUAGGAUCCGACAGGCUCCUCCCCUGAACUGAGGUGAAACUUUUGUAGGACGGGCUAUUUUGCCCAUGUGAUAAGGUUGAGGGUCAUUCAAAUAACCCUUUGUGGAGCUUCGUAAGUCUUACAACACCACUUUUUGGGUUGAGGAUGCAAAUAUUACUGCAUGUUCUACAUGCACCUAGCCAUGAGUACUUACAUUUUUAUUCCAAUGCCUUAAAUGCUAUUAAGCACUAGCGUGUUCUGCUCAGCACUUAAAAGCAGGGUGUAGAUUCAGACUAACCACUUGAGUUUUCCUCAAUAUACCAUUUGUUUAAAGAUAUGUUAAUUGUGCUUUAUUAAAUAAUUUUCGUUUGCACUGAAUUUCUUAUAGUUAAACCUAUGUUUAAAGUGAAUGAUGGCUAGAAUGAAAUCUAAGAUAGGUGAUUCUCAGGAAAAAAAAUGCCAUUUUCUCUUACAACACACAUUUCCCAUUACUAACCAAGAGUAAUAAAUCAUUCCCUCCACCAUCCAAAAUCCAUAGAAAAUUUUUUUUGUGUGUGACAAAUCAGGAGGGAGUGCUCAGUUCUUGAUACUCUUUUUCAGGACCCCUUUCCUACAGCUGGAGUUUUCUGAGAACCAAAUGAUGGAUAGUGGGAAUAUCAGAAGAUGUUUGGUGGGAAGACUGGUGUGUGGGAAAGGAUUAAACACCUCUGUUUGGCUCAUUAUAUAAUUGCAGCUCUCAUUAACAAUUACACUUUCACCCAAUAAUAUCACUGCAUUUAUAUCCACUGUUCCUUGAAGGAACUUGUGUCCUUGAAAAAAAUACACUGUACCACUACCUCUAGCCUAUUUCCAAUAGCCUUUUGAUAUUUGUUAGCUCAGCAGUAGAGAUGGAGCCAAGGUCACCCAAUAAGCUUCAGAACAGAGCAGGUAUUUGAACCCAUGGCUUCCAGCCCUUGCCCAACACUCUCGCCAACCACUUCAUCACACAGGGUGCUUCCUCUCCAGUCCAGUGAUGGAUGGCCACACUGCCCAUCACAUGAUGUUGCUGGACUUCCAGCGGAGGCCCUUCCCACAACUGGAGUGGAAGCGCCCUAGGAAAUUUCCCUCCAAACACGGGAGCCUGUCCAUGUUGUGCUUAGUUCUAAUGGAUCCGCACAACUUCAACGACACUUCCCCUAUGUGAUGGGAGAAAAGUACCCCUCAUCCCUGCCAUUUCACCAUGGAGGUUGGCCAAACAGCACCGGUGGGGGGGGGGUCUCCCAUGUGAUGAAGUCCCAAUACCAUGCCCUUAUGUAAUACUUCAACUCUUAAAGCAUACAUUAUACAUGUUCUCUUGUUUCUUUUGCCAAGUACCUCACUAUGAUAUAAUUUUAAGAAAAAAGAUGGUAGACAUCCAAGAAGUCAUAGCUUUGAGUCCCUCUCAUCACAGCUUGCUGUUAAGCAGAAGGGUUUAUAUUCCGAUAUUUUAUGAUAUUCUGUAUGAAAAGUGGCGAUAUGUCACGCUUUCUGUAAGAUGCACAAUACACAAAAAGGUUUGUCUGUUGUCCACAUCAGAGGAGAAUAAGCAAUUUGAAGUGGAGAUCGUGUUGUCGAAGGCUUUCAUGGCCGGGAUCACAGGGUGGUUGUAUGUUUUCCGGGCUGUAUGGCCGUGUUCUAGAAGUAUUCUCUCCUGACGUUUCACCCACAUCUAUGGCAGGCAUCCUCACAACCUCUGAGGAUGCCUGCCAUAGAUGUGGGUGAAACGUCAGGAGAGAAUACUUCUAGAACAUGGCCAUACAGCCCGGAAAACAUACAACAACCCUGAAGUGGAGAUCCUUGAUUCCUGAUCAUUUUAAAGCAGUUUUGCAAAUGCUUCUUAAAUUAUGGACACUACAGUACAAAGUGCUAUAACAUUUAUAUCAAAAGUUUGGAAUAUUUCUGCCUUUUCAGAGAAUCCCGUACAUAGUUUUUAGAAUAAUUUCAUCCCACAAUCCAAAAGGUUUUUGUAGCAAGGCUUGAAUUUGCUUCUCAGCAAUCAAGACAUAGAUGAGGAGCUGCUUGGUUUUAUCCCAGGAAUCUAGAUAGAAUUUGUGAAUGCCACAUUUGUAGUUAAGCAAAAUUUUAUUGCUCGGGUGCAUCUACAUUGUACAAUUGAUGCAGUCUGACACCACUUUAACUGUCGUGGCUUGAUAAAUAGAAUCAUGGGAACUGAAGUUUGGUGAGGCACCAUCACUAUAUAGCAGAGAAAACUAUGGAUCUUGUAAAAUUUCAACACCCACACUUCCAUACCAUUGAGCCAUGACAAAGUGGUGUCGAAUUGCAUUAAUUCUACAGAAUAGGUGCAAUGUAGGUAAUAAUGUUAUUAGUAACCUUAUGGCUCACUGCAUUUUGGAAUUGGGGUGUCACUUUGCUUACAUGGUUUUACUCAGAGUGGGGUCCACAAAGUAUUGUGUACAUAGCCAGGAGCCAGGCCUCAUCUGCUUGAGCUUCCAAGACUCCAGAAGAGGUGAAGUGCAUCUCCUAGGAUGGCUGCUGCAUUAUUCAAACUGAUGUGUAUAAGAUGUACUUGCCAUGCUAUCUAUAAACACAUUUAGAAUUAUUAUGUUUUCUAUAAUUUGAAGCCCAUCAGUAUGUGACAUGUAGGCUUUCUGGGUCUAUUGCCAAGGUGUUAACUCGGUGAGCUAUUUCAAGGCCUCUGAAGGCUAUUUCAUCUUUAAACCAGUCUUGGAUUAAACAAUCUUUCAAACAGAAAACAACUUCCGUUAGAAGACCAUCCCCUGACAGACCUUCUGACAUAGGAUGCAUUGCCAUGCUAAUAUCUCUAUCACCACCUUUCAACCACUCCCUCCCUCCCCACCGAGUUUUACAUCCACAUACUAACUAGCCAAUUUACUAGUACGUAAAAAUUUAUAAAACUAACCCUAACCCCAAACACAUCCGAUCCUGUCUGAUAUUGGAAACUAGGAUAUAUAAACCCUGAUUAGUCCUUAAAUGGGAGAUGUCAAUGAGUAUCAAGUGCUAUAUUUCAGAGGAGGUUUCUAGAAAAACAAGUUCAGAAUAUUCCUUGCAUAAGAAAACAAUAUGAAAUUAAUGGGGUUGCCAUACAUCAACAGUCAACUUGAAGGCACAUACACACACAGAGUUGUCACAACUGGGUCACAUUACAGGUGGUUUGAGAUUGAUCAAAUCUUAUCAUUAUCAACAGGCCCUAAAGAUAGCAUUUGUUAAAUUUAUAGCAUAUUCCCCACAAGAUUCUUUGUUUUGCUGGGCAAGACAGUUUUUCACAGAUUAGUGAGAUAUUAUCAGAAAAGAAGGGCUUAUAUCGGGUGAGAUGAAAAUGGUAAGACUGGGAUUCUUGUUUUGAUUUGUCAAUGUGAGCAUUCAUAGAGUUCCAUUCCACUAGGAUUAGAUUAUUGUUUUAUACUUGUACCGUGUCCAACUGAUGCUGAGAUGGGGAUCCAUCUUAUUUCAGAGCUGGUUGCCACUCUUGGCACAGUUGGACUGGGGCCAGUAAGUGUUGGGACAAUGUAAUGUAUACAAGGUUUGGCCAGGAUGAACACAAAUAGACCUUGUGCAUGUAUCUGCAAGACUCUUGAGGUUUUUUGGUGGUGGUGGUGAGCUAAGAAAAACGCAAUUUUCAAGCUGACCUUUAGCUAAAGCUUCAAACAACCUCAUAUGCUAUGUAAAACAUUGGUACUGCCAUCCAUGUUUCAAGGCCUCAAGAAGGCUUUCAAAUUGCCAAGCUCUUUUCUGCUAAUUUUUCGAUUGCUGCCAUGCUCAAAGAAUUGUGCCACAAAAGCAUGUGAGAAAGAGAGGGUUUGGUUCAAAAACUGCCCAAAGACAAUCGCUGUGAACCUAAGCAACACUUACGACAGAACAGGAGCACAACAGAGGAGAGGAAUAGUAUUUCCAAAGGACCGUUUGGUGAGGUCUGGACAAAAUUUUUACCUAACCUGUAUGAAAUGCAAGAGGGAGAAGAACAUUGCCUAAGAAUCAAGAUAAACCAAACCUUACUUCAGCAGAGGCCUAACAUACUGGUGAACUGAAAGGACACCUCUUAAAUAUGUGUGUAUAUCAAAAGGAGUCUGAGUAGGUAAGCUGGGGCAGGUACUUGCACCAAGACACUUCUCGUAAGCACCUGAAGCCAUCUUCAUCUCAGUUUGACAGGAAGACCAGUGAACAGAAAAUGGAGGUUGCACCCCGUCUUGCUGAUGCUUUGCUGGCAGGUCUCCUUAUGGGUGCCUCCCUUUGUGGUUUCCUCAAUGUGAAGCUUCUGGCUAGUCAUGGAAGCCGCUGGGCCUCCACUCACUGGGAUGGUCUCGGGGCACCUUAUUCGAAGGCAGACUAUGCGUUCAGCACUGCAUGUUGAUGAGGUGGAUAUAUUGUAACAUAAAAUGCUUGUUUGGAUUCAAAAUAAACAACAAAAAUUUACAAAGCUGUAAAACUUUAAUGGUUUUUUGUCAAAGAAAAAUAAUAAAAACUUGUUGUAAAGAA
Anolis carolinensis (green anole) is the source of this 18334-nucleotide messenger RNA. RefSeq names its product calcium voltage-gated channel subunit alpha1 E (gene cacna1e). Gene Ontology annotation, molecular function: calcium ion binding; high voltage-gated calcium channel activity. The coding region runs from base 913 to 8217 and encodes 2434 amino acids. The record is from RefSeq and is a predicted model, not a curated record. Lineage: Eukaryota; Metazoa; Chordata; Lepidosauria; Squamata; Anolidae. Gene Ontology annotation, cellular component: voltage-gated calcium channel complex; membrane; neuronal cell body. The transcript has 49 exons. Gene Ontology annotation, biological process: calcium ion import across plasma membrane; chemical synaptic transmission.